This is a messenger RNA of Venturia canescens, 1248 nucleotides long. It is a transcript of the gene U2A, whose product is annotated as small nuclear ribonucleoprotein polypeptide A'-like U2A. The record is from RefSeq and is a predicted model, not a curated record. Gene Ontology annotation, biological process: mRNA splicing, via spliceosome. Gene Ontology annotation, cellular component: U2 snRNP. NCBI's taxonomy places the organism in Eukaryota, Metazoa, Arthropoda, Insecta, Hymenoptera, Ichneumonidae. Bases 123 to 866 code for a protein of 247 amino acids. Gene Ontology annotation, molecular function: U2 snRNA binding; protein binding. The transcript has 4 exons.
CUUAUUUUUCACAUAUGCGAAGGUUCGUUUGACGGUAUAGUCAUCACGCACUAUAGAUUUUUAUACAGCCGGUGUUGUCGGUCGAUUUGUAUAAUUUUUAUAAUCAAUAAAUUCUAUACAAAAUGGUCAAGUUAACACCGGACUUGAUCCAACAAUCGAUGCAAUACAUUAAUCCGGUCCGAGAUCGUGAAUUAGAUCUGCGAGGUUAUAAAAUUCCAACAAUCGAAAAUCUUGGAGCAACUUUGGACCAGUUCGAUACAAUAGAUUUCUCCGAUAAUGACAUACGCAAACUGGAUGGUUUUCCUCUCUUGAAAAGAAUCAAAACUCUCUUUUUCAAUAAUAACCGUAUAGUGAGAAUAUCCGAAGGCUUGGAGCAUUGUAUACCAAAUCUGGAGUGCUUGAUGUUAACAGGAAAUAUGAUACAGGAACUCGGUGAUUUGGAGCCUUUGGUGCCGCUGAAAAACCUUCAAAAUUUAUGUCUCCUACAGAAUCCUGUUUCUGCUAAACGACAGUACAGAGAAUACGUCGUUUACAGAUUUCCACAGUUGAGAUUGCUGGAUUUCAGAAAAAUUAAGCAGAAAGAACGAGCAGAGGCUAUUGAAUAUUUCCGCAGUAAAAGAGGCAAAGAAAUGGCUAAAGAAAUAGCUAAAAAAGCUAAAUCGCAAGCACCUGGAGUUGGACUCCCCGACAAGCCUAUGACCAAUCCUGAGGAACGGGCUAAAAUUCGCGAAGCUAUAUCUGAAGCAUCCUCACUGGAAGAAGUUCAAAGACUAAGCAAGCUCUUGCAAUCUGGGCAUGUGCCGGGUGAUGAGAAACGUCAAAAUGGAAACUCUAGACACGAAGCAAUGGAAGAAGAAGACGAUUGAAUCUGCAGUAAAAUUCGAAGUUUUGUUUAAGUUUAAGUUGAUAGAAAAAAAAGUCUUAACCGGAGUAAGUAUAUCGUGAACCUUCGAAAAUGCAAUCUUAUACGGAGUCAUUGAUAUUUGAAAUUAUUGAGUUGAUAAGAUACUGUACAUACUACACAAAUUGCAGUAUUAAAAAAAAAUAAACUUUUGUACAAACAAAAAUGAAUCAUAGUCCAUAAGCCUCGAAGCGAUUCCAAAGAGAAUAAAACAAUUCUCAUAGCCUUGAGAAUAAAGGAACAUUAUUUCUAACUUGAAUUCCUAUUUCUUUCAGCCCGAAGUCUACUCGAUUUCCACUGUAAUCCUCGUUACAAGCAUCAAAUAAUAAAUACAUUUACUCUUGUAA